Messenger RNA from Bubalus bubalis (water buffalo), 6081 nucleotides. RefSeq names its product centrosomal protein 152 (gene CEP152). Gene Ontology annotation, cellular component: centrosome. The record is from RefSeq and is a predicted model, not a curated record. Gene Ontology annotation, biological process: centriole replication. The transcript is spliced from 28 exons. NCBI's taxonomy places the organism in Eukaryota, Metazoa, Chordata, Mammalia, Artiodactyla, Bovidae. The coding region runs from base 313 to 5772 and encodes 1819 amino acids.
CUGGCGCCCGCUUUUAAACAGUCGUGUAAUAUUUGCAACUGCGGGCGGACUUCUCAAUCUAGCUUGAAAAAGGCGGAGACUUCCGCUUCUAUGCCCCGCCCCGAACCGGCAUAACCCCGCCCACUAGGCCCGCGUCUAGACUGCAAUUGAAGGAAGCGGCUGCUCCUCAAUGGGCUCGGGGCUCAGUGGGCUCGGUUGUGAGUAGGAAGAAGCUGGUGGGUUAGAGCCCGGGAGAAGUAUUUCCUAGAAGGUGGUGUUCCUCGGGAGCUUGAGUGUCACCGCUGUGACAGCAUCCGUGGCUUCCGAAGGACCAUGUCACUAGACUUUGGCAGUGUGGCCCUGCAGACACAAAAUGAAGACGAAGAAUUUGACAAAGAAGACUAUGAAAGGGAGAAAGAGUUGCAGCAGUUACUCACAGACCUGCCUCACGAUAUGCUGGAUGAUGACCUGUCUUCCCCCGAACUUCACUAUUCGGACUGCAGUGAGGACAGCAGAGAGGAAGACACACAUCAUUCUGAGCAAUUGGAGAUGAACUGGACUGAGCAUCAAGUGCUGCCUAAACCUCCAAAUGUAAAUGCCUAUAAUGACAUUCGGGAUAUAUGUAUUGGAGAGAAAAGUGGCAAUGGCUGGGAAGACAAUCAAAGUAGAACUGAAGACCAGCAUCCUGUCUACCAUCCUGAAGGAGGUGGAGAUGAAGGCGGAAGUGGUUAUAGUCCUCCGAGUAAAUAUGAGCAGACUGAUUUAUAUCACCUUCCUGAAAACUUUAGGCCAUAUACCAACAGUCAGAAGCAGGAAUUUAAUAGCCAACCAACCAAUGUAAUUACAUUUUCAGAUACUCAAAGGAAUCAUUUUCAGCAAUUUGGCAUGUCACAAGGUCCUAGUUGUCAAGCUCUGGAAUCAUAUAAAGUGACAUAUAAGCCUUUUCAGUCUUCUGCCCAGAAUAAUGGCUCACAGGCCCAGGACAUUGCAGAAAGUGACACAUUUGAAGGCCUGCAACAGCAAUUUUUAGGAGCUAAUGAAACAGACUCUGCAGAAAAUAUGCAGAUUAUUCAACUUCAGGUUCUUAACAAAGCUAAAGAGAGACAACUGGACAAUUUAGUUGAAAAGUUAGAUGAAAGUGAACGUCAAGUUAGGUUUCUGAAUCAUCAGCUUCUGAUAACCAAAGAUGAAAAGGAUGGUUUGGCCCUCAGCCUUCGAGAAUCACAGAAACUUUUUCAGAAUGGAAAAGAAAGAGAAAUACAACUUGAAGCACAAAUAAAAGCACUGGAGACCCAAAUACAAGCAUUAAAAGUCAACGAAGAACAGAUGAUUAAAAAGUCCAGAACUACUGAGAUGGCCAUGGACAGCCUGAAGCAGCAGCUGUUGGACCUGCAUCAUUCAGAGUCACUUCAGCGCACGAGGGAGCAGCAUGAGAGCAUCGUGAUGGGCCUCACGAAGAAGUAUGAGGAGCAAGUGCUGUCCUUACAGAGGAAGUUGGAUGCUACCCUUACUGCACUGAAGGAACAGGAAGAUAUCUGCUGUCAUUUGAAAGAUCAGGUUAAACAACUGGAAAGGAAUCAAGAAGCAACCAGAUUAGAGAAGACUGAGAUCAUUAACAGAUUGACAAGAAGCCUGGAGGAGAGUCAGAAGCAGUGUGCCAACCUGCUGCACUCAGGCUCAGUACAGGAGGUGGCUCAGCUCCAGCUCCAGCUGCAGCAAGCACAAAAGGCACUCGCUAUGAGUGAAAACAUGAGCAAGGCUUUGCAAGAAGAAUUAAAAGAACUAAAAGAUGAAAUUUCUCUCUAUGAAUCUGCUGCAAAACUAGGAAUACUUCCAAGUGACUCAGAAGGAGAAUUAAAUAUAGAACUAACUGAAUCGUAUGUUGAUUUGGGUAUUAAGAAAGUCAACUGGAAAAAAUCCCAAGUUAAGAGCCUUGGGCAGCAAGAAGGCCCAGAUGAAGCACUUUCUAAAGAGGAGGUCAUCUUGAAGCUGAAGGCAGAGGUGCAGCGUUUGCUGGAUAGCAACUCUGUGAAGCGUCAUCUGGUGUCUCAGUUACAAAGUGAUCUCAAAAACUCUCAUAAGAAAAUCGAAGCUCUCCAAGUGGAGAAGGAGGAAAAAAGCACUGAGACUAAAACAGAUACCUCAGAAAAACCAACUAAUCAGAUAUGGCCUGAUUCUUCUGACAUGAUUGUCAAAGAUGAUAUACUGCAGCUUAAAAAUGAAAUUCAAGUUUUACAGCAACAAAAUCAGGAACUUAAAGAAACUGAAGAAAAACUGAGAAAUACAAAUCAAGACUUAUGCAAUCAAAUGAGACAAAUGGUACAAGAUUUUGACCGUGAUAAACAAGAAGCUGUUGAUAGGUGUGAGAGGACUUACCAGCAGCACCAUGAAGCCAUGAAAGCCCAAAUACGGGAAAGCCUGUUAGCAAAGCACGCUUUGGAGAAACAGCAACUCUUUGAGGUUUACGAGGCAACUCGCUUACAACUUAGGUCUGACUUAGAUAAGGUGAAUAAGGAGAUGGCGGCUGUGCAGGAAUGUUACCUGGAAGUGUGCCGAGAGAAAGAUAACCUAGAAGCGACUCUCAGGAAGAGUGUGGAAAAAGAGCAACAGGCACAGGAGAAGAAGAGACAACUAUUGGAGGAAAGAGAAGAGUAUAUAGGGAAACUACAGGUGGAACUUGAAGAAAAGUACCAAGAUACCCUUGUGAUGGAAAAGGACAAGUGGCUGAAAGAACAUGAAAGUAAUAUUAAACAGCAGGUUGAAAAUGAAGUGAUAUUAGCGAAAGAACACUGGGAUAAGGAACAGAAAGAGAUCAAACAAGAACUGAUUCAACAGCUUGAAAAGGAGUGGCAGUCUAAACUGGAUCAAACUAUAAAGGCAAUGAAAAAGAAGACCUCAGAUUGUUGCAGCCAAACUGACCAAGAAACCACCAUUGAUGUUAUUUCCAAGAAAGAGAUGGCAAUCAUGAUAGAAGAAAAGAAGCGAAAGAUCCAGCAAAAUUUAGAGCAAGAGAAGGAAACAGCCAUCAAGGGGAACUUGAAGAAACUUGAGUUUGAACUGGAACUCAAAUAUUGUGAAAAUAUUGCCAAACAGGUAAUAGGCAGGUUUACUAUAGCAAAAUUAUUGGAACUGCCUAAUGAAAGCCUGUCAAGUGCUGCCACUGAACUUGUUCCUAACUUUAUACUUAAAUAUUUUCUGCACCCUAAGGUAGAAACAGCUGUGCAGAAUGCUCGUCAUCGGUGGCUGGAAGAACUGCCAGAGCUCGCAGAGUAUAAAGCACUUGUAAGAGCAGAACAGAAGAAGUGGGAGGAGCUACAAGAGCAGUCAGUGGCCAAACGGAUAUUGUUUGCUGUUUCUGAAGCUAAAGAGAAAUGGAAAAGCGAGGUUGCAAAUAUGAAAAAAAAUGUCACACCUGGAAAGGAAAUGGAAGAGAAGAUUCAUUCUCUGCAGAGAGAGCUUGAGUUAAAGAAUGAGGAACUCCCUGUGGUUGUCAGGGCUGAGCUGGCAAAGGCCCAGACUGAAUGGAACAAAGAAAAGCAAGAAGAAAUCCACAGAAUUCAAGAACAAAAUGAGCAAGAUUACCGGCAAUUUUUAGAUGACCAUCGAAAUAAAAUUAAUGAAGUGCUUGCUGCAGCUAAGGAAGAUUUUAUAAAGCAAAAGACUGAACUACUUCUUCAGAAGGAGACAGAAUUACAGAUGUGUCUAGACCAGAGCCGCAAAGAAUGGACUAUGCAGGAAGCCAGGCGGAUCCAACUGGAAAUCCAUCAUCAUGAGGAAGACAUCCUGACUGUCUUGGAGUUUCUCUUAAAGGACACACUGAAGGAGCAAGCCAGUGGUUCAGAGAGUAAGCCCCUUUUGGAACUCUUGUCGACUUGUUCUUCGAAAUGGAUGUCUGUGCAAUAUUUUGAAAAACUAAAGGCCUGCAUACAGAAAACAUUUCAAGAUAUACUCUCCUUACUUAUAGAAACUGUCGACUCAGACUGGGGGAAGAGAAAUAUGACCAAGAUCUCUAAGGAUCCUGCCACGGGCAGAGGAGACCCUGGAGUCCAGGCGAUGCUUCCUGCGCCUACGUCUGGACACCAUGCUCUGCCUUUGGCGGCCGUACAAGAAGCAGAAGCUGAUGAGAAAAAGAUCCUUGAAAUUAAAGAUUCAUGCUGUGGACACUGCUUCCAAGAACUUGAAAAUGCAAAGCAGGAAUGUCAAGAUCUGAAAAGAAAACUGGAGAAAUGCUGUAGGCAUCUUCAGCAUUUAGAAAGGAAGCACAAAGCUGUAGUGGAAAAAAUCGGAGAAGAGAAUACUAAAGUUGUUGAAGAAUUAAUGGAAGAAAACAAUGACAUGAAGAAUAAAUUAGAAGAACUGAGAACACUUUGUAAAACACUACCACCAAGGUCACUGUCAGAAGGAGCUAUUGAAAAUGCCUGCCUUCCAUGCAAUGAGGUGGCCUUGGAAGAACUUCGUGGGCAAUACAUUAAAGCUGUAAAAAAGAUUAAGCGUGAUAUGCUUCGUUAUAUUCAUGAGAGUAAGGAAAGAGCUGCAGAAGUGGUAAAAGCAGAGGUGUUGCGAGAACGUCAAGAAACCGCCCGAAAGAUGCGCAAAUAUUAUUUGAUUUGCCUCCAGCAGAUUUUGCAGGAUGAUGGGAAGGAGGAAGGGGCUGAGAAGAAGAUCAUCAAUGCUGCUAGCAAGCUUGCUAUGAUGGCAAAAUUGCUGGAAACACCUAUUUCUAAUAGAUCCCAGAGCAAAACUGCACAGUCAGAAGUAUUACCUCUGACUUCAGAGAGGCCCACUGGAGUUGAAAAAUCAAAAAGAAAUGAUGUGAAUCAGAAUACACCAUGUCACACGGAAAGCAAAUCAAACAGUCUAAAAACGAUCCCCAGAAGUAUGUGCGACCAAGUUCCUAAGAGGAGGGCUGCCUGUAACCUACAAAGCCGAUUAGAGGAUGCAGAGCGUGGGGACAGAAAGCCCGAGUGUUCCAGAGAGUCGCAUCUGGACUUUCAGUUCAGGGAUAACAGUCGCAAACACGUAGACAUUUUGCCAAGGAGUGUUUCUCCUGAGUUUGUGCCUUGUGAAGAUGAAAGAAGCUUUGAUUUGCACAAGAAAAAAGACCUUGGUGAUCCUGGCUCUGAAUCACUCCAGCACUCAAAUGCACACCCCUUCCUUGGAACCUUUGGAAAUAAACCUUCAUCUCGAUACACCCCUGAUCUUUCUGAGUCUGAAUCCACACACAUUACUUUUCGAAGUCCUAAUGAAAGACUUGGUUUAAAAGUAUAUAAAUGUAAUCCACUAAUGGAAAGUGAAAAUGCUGCAUCUGAGAAAAGUCCGAGUUUGGGUGUUAAGGAAGUUCCAGUAAAGGAUGUAGGGGACCUGAGUGACUCUUCAGGCUGGCAUUCCAACACUGCCACUCUACCCUACAGCAGUCAUGAAGCGUCAUUUUUGCAUGGUGGGCCGCAAGACACCCUGGAUUCGCUCCUUGAAUCUGUGAAUUUCAAACAGUUUUCAGCAGCUAGCUAUCUUUCAGACUCAGAGAAAAACAACAUGAUUCGUCAGCCUACGAAAUGUCAGAGUGGUCAUGCUCCAGACCUGUCAGAAGAAACCACAUAUUUCCAGCCAGGGAAGAGCAGCGUAACUCUUGGACACCCACCUCAUCAUAAAGCUGAUGUAUUAAAAUCAGAAUUCAAAACACUGAGCAGUACAGUACCACCUGCCAUGUGUCCGCUGCCUUCAAGAAAAUUAAUUGCUCCUCUGUCUAGCCAGCAAGAUAGUGGCUUUGAUAGCCCAUUUGUCAAUCUAGACUAAUUGUUGUAGAGUAUUUAAGAAGAAUCAUUAAUAUAUUGACAAGAAAACUGAAGGGAAGACUUGAAACUGAAAUAUUUGUGGGCCCUGCAUAUUUUGAGAUGUUUUAGUAACAUCUGACUAUGAUAUAAGUAAAGUAUUCUCAUAAAAUUACUGAGAUAUUAAUGUUGCCUUCAUCUUCUUUAGUGGUGUGUGUGUAAUCUGCUUCUGUGUGAUGCUUAUAUUUGGUUGCUAAACCAUCCAUUUUUAUACUUAUAAAUUAGCUCUCUGUGCAGUUUUAAAUUAUUUAAAUAAACUUGCAUAUGGUCUGUA